AUGAUGAAUAAUAAUAAUCGGAAACCCUAAUCAUCAAAGGAUGUGAGAUCAAAGGUGAACUCUGGAGUGAAUCGUAAGAAUGAUAUUGCUUAAUAAAAAAGAAUACAAUCUGCAAUUUAAUCAGUAUUUAUAAAUAUAAUAAAAGGGUGAUAAAUCAGUGGACUAAGGUGGGAAUCUAAUUGAUCAUCUUAAUAAUAUAGUAUAGGAUUAUUUAUUAAGAUCGAAUUGCAUAAAAACAUUAGAGUAAUUUAAUAUAGAGUCUUAAUUUGCAACUGAAUAAAGUAAUGAAACUGAACAUAUUAUUUUGGGGCAUUUUGAUAGAGGAGAAAGAGAUAAGUUUUUUGAAUCUUGGAGUCGAUACAUUCCAAUAUCUUAACGAUAAGAUCAUGAUUCUUGGAAAUUAGAAUUUUAUAUUCAGAUAUAUUUCUUUAUCUAUCCUAUUCAUCCAGUAUUUAAGAAGAAAGGUUAGAUAGAUAAAUAUUCAAUCAAUUAAUUUAAAAACUAUCUUGAUACUAAAGGAGCUGAUCUAUCAAAAACAAAUGAUGUUUUACCUUUUUAUGCAUUACCUUAUGUGAAAAAUCCAGAAAAACACUAAUCUUUUUAACAUUUAUUCACACAUGAAUGGAUAUCAGAUUUGAGAAUGAAACUUAAGGAAUAUAUUUAAUCUAUUUAUGGAUCAGAUUAAUAAGGUAGUAUUUUGAAAAGAUUGGUUUUAUAAAAAGAAGUUUCUGUAAAUUAUUAACAAAAUGAUAAUCAAAAUCGAAUAUUAGAAAUAAAAUAAUUAUAAUAAGAAAAUCUAGAACUCAAAAAAAAGAGUAAUCAAUAGAUUUAAGCAUUACAAGAAUUAAAUCAUUUAGCAUAAUAAAAUUUGACAGAAGCUUAAAAAAAAUGGUUUUCUUUAACAGGUGAAAUGUUAAAAAUGUAAAAAGAGAUGUUGAAAUAUAUAGAAAAUAACAAGAAAAUACCAGAAUAGAUAUAAUAAUUUAAAAAAAAGAUUGCAUCUUAUGAUAAGUUCUUUGGAUAAAAUUUGGAAGAUUUAGUAAAUAAAUCAGAAGAUAUUUCAUUGUUUAACAAUAUAACUUAACCAGAUCAUGAUUUAUCAGAAAUUACAAAUUAGCAAUGUAUAAAUAGUGAUUAUAAUAAUAUUUAUAGAGAUGAAUCCAGUUUAAUAAUCAAUUGAGGAGUAUAUUCCUUUAAAUUAUGAGAAAAUUAUAUAAUUGUUUACAAAAUCUUAAAAUGCAGUAUUGAUUGCAACUGUUCUAUAAGCAUUAAGAUGGAGAAUUACAAGAGCAAGAAGUGCUUUAGAGAGAAGAUCAGUAGUUGUUGCUUAUUAAACUCAUGAUUUGAUAGGAACACAUUAAAGAAAUAUUAUAUUAGCUUAACAUUUAAUGUUUAAAGCUGCUCCUAUAAUUUAAUGUUAAACAUUAAAAUUAAUGAAUGCUUUGGCUUCAGAUUAUGAUGGUAGAACUUAUUUGACUACAAAUUCUUAAUUAAUAAAACUAUUAAUUGAAUUGAUUAAAAAAGAUUAAACUGAUUCAAUAAAAAGAAAGAAUGCAAUUGGAACAUUAUAAAAAUUAUCAUUACGUAGAUAAAGUUAAAUAUGGAUGUUAGAUAAUGAUAUAAUAUACGUGGCUUUAAUAAUAUUAUAAAGAGUAUAAAAAAUAAAUAUUUUAAAUAGGAGAAAUUUAAUUUAAGUGAAUAUACAUAUGAAUAUAUAACAGCUUUAAUAAUGAAUUUAUCAUUAAGUUCUAGAGGUCGUGAUGCUUUAUCAAUGAAUAAAGAAUUAGCAUUUGAAGUGUUAUUUGAAUUAAUAGAAUAUCCAAAUGAUUAGAUUAGAACAUUUACAAAUGGAACAUUUUAUUCAAUGUUUAGUAGAAGAGAAUUGAGAGAUUAUGCAUAUUAAUUAAACAUACCUUAAGAAUUACCAAAGUUAUUAUCGAUUAGUGAGGAAAAGUUCAAGAAAUAAAUUUAAUACAUGAUAGAAUAAUUAGAGAGUAAUGAAGAUGAUUAUGAUUAAUCAUAAUUAGAAGAAGAUAAUGAUGUAGAUGAUUUAGAAGAUGAUGAAGAAUGUCCAGUAGAUGAUGAAGAUGAAGAUGAUUUAGAUAAUAAUGAUAUGGUUGUAGGAGAAGAAUUAUUAAAAAAUGAAUUUGCAUUAAAUAAUGAAUAAGCAGAAUAACAAAGAUAAUUAAUGGAAUCUAUUAUGUAAAAAGAAUAGUAAUAGAGAAGUGUAUUCUAAGAAUAAUUAAGAGAUUCUUAAAUUGAAAAAAUGCCAAUUGGAUGUAAAAAAUAUUAAAUUAUUUUUUUUAGAAGGUCCAUUUAUUGCUGAUAGUCUAGCACCUAUUAAUAAUAUUAAUUAAAAAUAGGUUUAACCAUAAGCUUAAGCUUUUGUAUCAAGACCAAAAAUACCUAGAACACCACCAAUUUAAUAAUAUAAUUAUUAACAUUGA
Molecule: messenger RNA, 2447 nt
Organism: Paramecium sonneborni
Lineage: Eukaryota; Ciliophora; Oligohymenophorea; Peniculida; Parameciidae
Source: the annotation of a GenBank genome assembly